Molecule: messenger RNA, 552 nt
Organism: Staurois parvus
Lineage: Eukaryota; Metazoa; Chordata; Amphibia; Anura; Ranidae
Source: the annotation of a GenBank genome assembly
CAUUCCCACUCGCAUUCUCAUAGCGCUCCUACAAGUUCUUCUCCCAACCCUCAUGGGCACAGCCAUGGAAGCCUGGCGGUGAGAGCAGCAUUUGUACAUGCGCUUGGAGAUCUUGCUCAAAGCAUUGGUGUUUUGAUCGCUGCAUACAUCAUCCGUUUCAAGCCAGAAUACAAGAUUGCCGAUCCAAUCUGUACCUACGUAUUUUCUGUACUUGUCAUCUUUACUACCCUGAGGCUUAUACGAGACACCGUACUUAUAAUACUUGAAGGAGUUCCGAGACACCUGAAUGUGGAUCAAAUCAAACAUGACCUGAUGAAAAUAGAAGAUGUAUACUCUGUAGAAGAUCUUAAUGUCUGGUCACUGACCACGGGGAAAUCUGCUGCCAUAAUCAAUUUACAGCUCAGUCCUGGAUCAACAUCAAAGUGGGAGGAUGUACAAAGGAAAGCCAGGCAUAUACUACUCAACACGUAUGGAAUGUACAAGUGCUUUAUUCAGAUGCAAAGUUACAGACAAGAAGAGAGCACGGCUUGCGCCAACUGUUCCAGUGCCUAA